AUGGGCUUUGGACAUAGAUGGAGGAGUUGGGUUAUGGAGUGUGUAGGUACGAGCUCCAUGUCAGUGCUGAUAAAUGGAUCGCCAUCUAAGCUUUUUAAGAUGGAAAGAGGUUUGCAACAGGGGGACCCGCUAUCGCCAUUUCUUUUGGUACUUGUGGUUGACGUUCUACAUAGAAUGUUUGGAGAGUCGGCGAGAAAUGGGAGAAUAUCGCCGUUACUAGUGGGUAGAGACCAUGUCGAGUUAUCACAUCUUCAGUUUACGGAUGAUACCAUUCUUUUCUACCCCCCGGAGGAAGAGACCAUAAAGAACUAUAGGAGGAUCCUUCAUUGCUUUGAGCUUAUCUCGGGGCUGAGUAUUAAUUUUGAUAAGUCUAGCUUGAUUCUUGUUAACAGUGAUGUUCAGUGGGUACAUCUUAUGUGCAGUGUACUGGGCUGUAAGGAAGCAUCUCUUCCGGUAAAAUACUUGGAGAUCCAACUAGGAGUGAAUCCGAGGUUGGUGAAGACUUGGAAGCCCAUUAUAGAAAAAGUGGAGGAGAAGCUGAGCAUCUGGAAAGCUAAGGUACUCAAUAAGGCAGGAAUUGCAGGUGGAAUUGCUCCCGGAGGAUAUAGCGAGUUUCAGCUUUGCUAG
Molecule: messenger RNA, 627 nt
Organism: Arachis duranensis
Lineage: Eukaryota; Viridiplantae; Streptophyta; Magnoliopsida; Fabales; Fabaceae
Exons: 2
Coding region: 1-627 (208 amino acids)
Source: RefSeq, a predicted model, not a curated record